GUUGGCAAAAGUAGAAAAAGUCAAACCAUGAACAAGCAUUCCAUUUUCACCAACCUUUUUCUAUACAAAUAUCUUAGCAAUGAGUUCUAGUCCUAAAGCUCUCUCUCUAAGCGCAAGGUCUCUACUUGUACUUCCAGAAAGACCGCAGAUACAGAAGAAUUAUGGCUCAGUCAGUUAAUAGCAGCAAUGAGAAGAAGAUUAUCAAAAUCGAUAUAAGUUCAGACUCUGUAUGCCCAUGGUGCUUUGUAGGAAAAAGGAAUCUGGACAAGGCUAUAGCUACAUCUAAGGACCAAUAUGAUUUUGAGAUUAAAUGGCACCCCUUUUUUCUCAAUCCUAAUGCCUCUACGGAAGGUGUUGAUAAGAAAAGCUAUUAUGAGAAUAAGUUUGGAGCUCGAGCUCAAGGGAUCAUAGCUCGAAUGACUGAGAUUUUUAGGGAUCUUGGGUUGGAAUACAACAUGUCUGGACUCACGGGAAGUACCCUCGAUAGCCACAGGCUUAUAUAUUUUGCUGGACAGCAGGAUCUUGAUAAGCAACAUAAACUUUUGGAGGAACUGUUCCUUGGCUACUUCACACAGGGUAAAUACAUUGGUGACAGGGAAUUUCUUGUUGAAUCUGCUAAGAAAGUGGGUGUAGAAGGUGCUGCAGAGUUUCUUGAAGAUCCCAAUAAUGGAUUGAAGGAGGUCAAGGAGGACCUCGAGAAAUACUCGUCACAGAUUACGGGAGUUCCACAUUAUGUGAUUAAUGGGAAGUAUCAGCUGAGUGGUGGCCAGCCCCCUGAGGUUUUUCUGAGAGCUUUUCAAGCUGCAGCUAAUUGAAAAUCCUUACAUAAGGAUGCUUUCUAAGUUUAACCUUGAAUAAAGAUUCUGCUGGGUUACCUGUUAGCUUGUUGACAUCCACAAUCAUAAUAUCUUACCAAGAAAGUUGAAAUUAUGUAACCAGAGUUGGAAGUGUGAUGCCUAGAAUCUAAUUGCUUGCAAAAUAUUGUACACUGCUACAGAUUUCAUUGCUCUCAAAGAUGGCUACGACCAUCAAGAAAUAUGGUUGUAAAAUAUUAAACUAUUGGAGACAUGCGCUUUCUUUGCUUGGAAUAUAAAGGAUGAAACAUUAUCAUAUGUUGCGAAACA
Mangifera indica (mango) is the source of this 1124-nucleotide messenger RNA. RefSeq lists its product as uncharacterized. The record is from RefSeq and is a predicted model, not a curated record. Bases 162 to 815 code for a protein of 217 amino acids. Gene Ontology annotation, molecular function: oxidoreductase activity. The transcript is spliced from 8 exons. NCBI's taxonomy places the organism in Eukaryota, Viridiplantae, Streptophyta, Magnoliopsida, Sapindales, Anacardiaceae.